Molecule: messenger RNA, 978 nt
Organism: Rhodotorula toruloides NP11
Lineage: Eukaryota; Fungi; Basidiomycota; Microbotryomycetes; Sporidiobolales; Sporidiobolaceae
Product: helix-loop-helix dna-binding domain containing protein
Exons: 2
Coding region: 1-978 (325 amino acids)
Cellular component (GO): nucleus
Molecular function (GO): DNA-binding transcription factor activity; protein dimerization activity
Source: RefSeq, a predicted model, not a curated record
AUGCCCGGCACCUGGACCCGCACGGCCGCGCGGGACCGCUCAACCGCCCUCGCCGCUUCCUCACAAACACCCGCCUCUCACGCUCGCACAACGACCCAGCGAGGCCCAGCAACCCGCGAAGACGAUCAGCAGAUUUCGCAAAUCUUGGCCGAGAUGUCGCAGCACCCGCAGGGGGCACAGUCGGCGACUCCUCCUCCGCAACAGCCUCAGGCGUCGACUUCGACGGCCCUGGAGGGGAUCCCGGUUGGAUCGCCUCAGACGACGACGACUACCGGAUCAAGCUCUAUCGACCCGCUGCUCAACCCUCUGCCCCUGCCUGUCCCCCCUCCCCUCCCGCCCCUUACCACGGCCGCCUCGAUUUCCGACGCGAAGGGCAAGGGGAAGGCUACUGCAGCGAGCGCGGGAGGAGCGUCUGCAGGAGCGGGAGCCGGCGCGAAGAGUAGAGGAAGGGGGAAAAGCGACGAGCGGUUGCAGAUGAAGGAGGAGGACUGGGAGCGGAGCAGGAAGGACAAUCAUAAAGAAGUCGAGCGCAAGCGACGCGAAACGAUCAAUCAAGGCAUCACGAACCUCGCCGCCCUCCUCCCCUCAGAACUCCUCACGCAAUCCGCCUCUCCCUCCGACACAUCCGCCUCUACCUCCAAAUCCACCUCCAAGCCUCCCAAAGAAACCACCAACAAAUCGACGAUCCUCAGCCUCACGCAGUCCUACAUCCUCCAACUCAAGGCGUCCGAGCAGCGGAUCAUCGAGAAGUGGACGCUGGAGAAGUUGUUGAUGGAGCAGAGGGUGAGGGAGGUUGAGGGUGAGAGGGAGGGGUGGAGGAAGAGGGCGGAACUGGCCGAGGCGGAGGUGAAGCGGUUGAGGGGCGAGCCGAGCGGGGAGAGCAGUGAAGCUGGGAGGGACAAGAAGCGCGCGAGGGUCGAGGAUGGAGAGAGUGCGCAAGGGAAGGCGCAGGAGAACGGCGCGACGGAGGGCGCGUGA